Oryza brachyantha (malo sina) is the source of this 2290-nucleotide messenger RNA. Its product is annotated as pentatricopeptide repeat-containing protein At2g35030, mitochondrial-like. The record is from RefSeq and is a predicted model, not a curated record. Bases 1 to 1995 code for a protein of 664 amino acids. Gene Ontology annotation, molecular function: protein binding; RNA binding. Lineage: Eukaryota; Viridiplantae; Streptophyta; Magnoliopsida; Poales; Poaceae. Gene Ontology annotation, biological process: RNA modification. The transcript has a single exon.
AUGGGGAGGCCUUCCUGUGUCGAACGCCUCCCUCCGGUCGCUCUCCGGCGCGGCGUCUCGGAUGCUUUCCUCCGCCCCCUUCUCCGGGGCUCAUUCCUCCGCUUCCUCGCCACCGCGGAGAUUACCCAUCCUCCGCGGAGGGGGGAAUUCCGUCGGGACCCCGGUUCUGAAGAGCACAGGCUCGCCUCUCUCGGGCGGCAGCGUGGAGUGGCGGCCGCUCGCGCCAUGGUCGACGGAAUGCCGCACCGGGAUGAUGAUGUUGACGCCGCCAUGGUCGCCAUCCACCUCAGGAGCCGCGACCUUCCGCGCGCGGAGGCUCUCUUCUGCGCGGCGCCACCGCUUGCCCGGGGACUCCAUCUUGACACCUUGAUGCUCGGUGGGUACGUCAAGUCUGGCCACCUCGACCGUGCCCGCAGGCUGUUCGAUGGAAUGGCGGUGAAGAGCGUGGUCGCCUGGACAUGCAUGGUCUCUGGAUAUUGCAGCGCGGGCCUUGUGGACGAGGCACGCCGCCUGUUUGAUCUGAUGCCAUGUAGGAAUGUCUUUGCGUGGACGACGAUGGUGCAGGGGUAUGCACGCAAUGGAAUGCUACGGGAAGCAAGGGAGAUGUUUGAUCAGAUGCCGGAGAGGAACGUGGUUGCUUGGACAGUCAUGGUUAAGGCCUAUGCUGACAAUGGUUGUAUCCAGGAGGCUGGGGAGUUAUUCAGCAGGAUGCCUCGGAAGAAUACAUAUUCUUGGCAUGCCAUGAUUACCGGUUUUAUGUUUGCUGGGAAAGUGGAUGAUGCGAUUGAGUUGUUUGAUAAGAUGCCACAUAGGAAUGUGGUUUCUUGGACUAUAGUGGUCACUGGCUUGGCACACAAUGGUUUUGCUUGUAAGGCCAGAGAGUUCUUCGACAGAACGCCAAAGAAGGAUACUCCAGCGUGGAACGCGAUGAUCACUGCUUAUACCAAGGAUGGCCAUCUGAAUGAGGCACGAAGGCUGUUUGAUCGGAUGCCUGCAAAGGAUCUGCUGACCUGGAAUAUCAUCAUCAAUGGGUAUUCCAUUAACGAACUUAAGGACGAAGCUUUGAGGUUUUUUCUUCUUAUGCUCCGCUCAGCAGUAUCUCCUGACAGCGCUACAUUAAUUAGUAUCUUACUAACAUCUGAGAGCACAAUGGAGGUUAGACAAAUUCAUGGGUUGUCUACCAGACUGGGAUUCCAGUCCGAAACUAACUUAGGAAAUACUCUCGUCACGAUGUAUUCUAGAAGUGGCGAUCUGUCAUCUUCAUGGCUUGCUUUCAGGGGUUUGAAUGUCAAGGAUGCCAUAACAUGGACAUCAACAAUACAAGCUUUAGCAAACCAUGGGUGCGCACCUUGCGCCUUGCAGGGUUUCGCCCAAAUGUUAAGGUAUGGAUAUAAACCCAGUUCAACUACCUUCACUGCAGUGUUAUCAGCUUGUACCCAUGUUGGAUUAGUCGAGAAAGGUCAAAAGAUAUUCAAAUCAAUUCACCAUGUUUAUGGACUGGAACCAACCAUUGAGCACUACUCUUGCCUUGUGGAUCUCCUAGGCCGAGGAGGGUAUGUGAGGGAAGCCAAGGAAGUGGUCGACAGUAUGGAGCAGGAUAUGUGUGAUGAGGCCAUUCUGGGGAUCCUGCUGGGAGCUUGCAUGACGCAUAAUGAGGUGGAGAUAGCAAGAGAAGUGGCUGAGAGUCUUGUCAAAAUUGACCCCUCUGGUUCAGGAGGCUAUACACUUUUAGCCAAUGUUUUUGCAUCAGGUGGGAUGUGGAAUGAUAUGGCAAGUGUGUGGAAGAUUAUAAAGGCGAGCAAAGUCAAGAAGACUCCUGGUUUUAGUCAGAUUGAAGUGAACGCAAGGAAUCAUGUUUUCUACUCAAGGGACCAGAUGCAUUCACAAUGCACAGAAAUUUAUGAAAUGCUAAAUUGCAGUCUUGUCCCUCAGAUGAAGGGUUCAUCAAGCCUAGGAACAGGCUCUACUGAUCAAAAUAUAUAUUAUAUAGUUUAGAGUCAUGCCCAAAUUAAAGGCUAUCAGUAGUUCAGUACAAUAUUGAUCUUGAUCCCCUGGUCAGGAAGUAGAAAGAACACGAUGCAACAGUCUUUGAAAACAAGCCGUCUUCCAUGAAAGAAGUGUGCACAGCUGCACUACAGGAGCCACAAAUAUGGCAGCACGCUGUGUGCUUCUGAUUCACCACCGCUUAAGCAGGGUAGCAGCUCUCUCAAUAUGAAAUGGCAUGCGAGUCUUUUACAUAUUAUAAAAAGGCAAAAUUUGCUACAUGGCAUCGAAAAAACGCGUAAUUAAC